This is a messenger RNA of Phragmites australis (common reed), 1743 nucleotides long. Its product is annotated as squamosa promoter-binding-like protein 10. Lineage: Eukaryota; Viridiplantae; Streptophyta; Magnoliopsida; Poales; Poaceae. The transcript has 3 exons. Gene Ontology annotation, cellular component: nucleus. Gene Ontology annotation, molecular function: DNA binding. The coding region runs from base 107 to 1285 and encodes 392 amino acids. The record is from RefSeq and is a predicted model, not a curated record.
AUCGAGCAAGCUCAGCUCGUCCCCUCCCGCUCUCGUGUUCGAUCCCUCCCACGCAUCUCCUUCCACCACCGCUGUGGCCUCUCAUCACGAGCUCGAGCGGCGGGACAUGAUGAGCGGUAGGAUGAACGUGGCCACGUCCGCGGGGGGCGAUGACUUCCCGUUCGCGCCCAUGCAGCAGCCUCCGCCGCCGCCCUACGUCGGGUUCGAGCACGGCAUGGUGGCGGGCGGCGGCCAGCGCGGCGGGAUGCAGCACCACAUCUACGACGGCCUCGACUUCGCAGCGGCCCUGCAGUUCCAGGAGGUGCCCCACCACCAGCUGCUCACGCUGCCGUCCAGCCUGGCCCCCAUGGCGCCGCCGCCCCUGCCGAUGCCGCUGCAGAUGCCCAUGCCGAUGCCCGGGAUGCCGGGCGACGUGUACCCGGCGCUCGGGAUGGUGAAGCGCGAGGGCGGCGUGGACGGCGGGAGGAUCGGCCUGAACCUGGGCCGUCGUACGUACUUCUCGCCGGGGGACAUGCUGGCGGUGGACCGGCUGCUGAUGCGGUCCCGCCUCGGCGGCGUGUUCGGGCUCGGCUUCGGCGGCGCGCACCACCAUCCGCCGCGCUGCCAGGCCGAGGGCUGCAAGGCCGAUCUCUCCGGCGCCAAGCACUACCACCGCCGCCACAAGGUCUGCGAGUACCACGCCAAGGCCUCCGUCGUCGCCGCCGGCGGCAAGCAGCAGCGCUUCUGCCAGCAAUGCAGCAGGUUUCACGUGCUCACGGAGUUUGACGAGGCCAAGAGGAGCUGCCGGAAGCGGCUCGCCGAGCACAACCGCCGCCGCCGGAAGCCGGCCACCACCGUGGCAUCCAAGGACGCCGCCGCGCCGCCUGCCAAGAAGCCCAACGCCGGCGCCAUCACAAGCUCUUACACUACUGACAACAAGAACCUGAGCACGACCAAGUCGACCAUGUCAUCGAACACGAGCAUGAUCAGCUGCUUGGACCAGGGCAAGCAGGCGAGGCCGACCCUGACUCUGGGCGCGUCGCAAGACAAGGACCACCAGCAGCUCAGCACCAUGCUCCAGGUCCAAGCCGCUGGCCACCACCAGGAGCAGCAAUUCAUAACCUCCCUGCAGGUCCAUAACAACAAUGGCGGCAGCAACAACAACAACAUCCUUUCGUGUUCUUCGGUGUGCUCCAGCGCGUUGCCGUCGGCCAACGGCGAGGUCUCAGAUCUGAACACCACCAACAACAAUGGCAACGGCAACAACAGCAGCAGCAUGCAUCUGUUCGAGGUGGACUUCAUGUAGUAGAGAUGCCAGCAAGCAAGCAAGCACGGGAGUACGUAGUGCUGGCAAGGUGUCCUUGGUGUGUAGUUAAAAGAAAAAGGAGAGAGAGAGAGAUCAGAGAGAGCAAAAAAGGAGUACAAUUUUCAGUAUGCACGCAUGAACUACCAAGUGAAGUGAAGAGGAAAAACAAAACAAAAAGAGAAAAAAGGAGCAAGGAUUCCAUCCAUGAGUAGCAGCUAGCCGCAGGCAGGUCUAGCUUAGCUCUUGCUUGGCCAUAGCAAAGCCAUGCAUCUUCUUCCAGCUUACCUGUACUGCAUCUGCAUCCAUCCAUGCCUUUCUGCCUUUCCAUAUUGUAGUGGGGAAUUAAUAAUGUGUGUUUCCUUAAAUUUCUUCUAGUUUAAUUUCUUGUUACAAGGUGAGGUUCUACUACCACUGUACCAAUCGUUUUACUGUCUCCAACAGUUAGUAACAGAGAGGUG